AUGGCAAAGGCAAUAGAUAUUGAUGAUGAUAUCAAUGAUCUUCGAAGAAUGAUGAAACAAGAUGCUGAACGAUGCAACGAUGCCUCAUUGCAUAGUUUUAUGCAACCAAAUUGUAAUGCGCAACAACAAUCUGACCUGUGCACUGAGUUAAAAAUAAUGGAGCCACAACCACACUCGCAGCCACAAAUACGAUCAGAGUUGUACACAUAUUCGGUGCCACAAACACACUCCGAUCUACACACUCACUCGCAUCCACAAACAGUAGCAGAGCUAAACACACAGUUGCAGCCACAAACAGUAGCAGAGUUACACACACACUCGCAGCCACAAACAGUAGCAAAGCUACACACACACUCGCAGCCAGUAACAGUAGCAGAGCUACAUAUACACUCGCAGCCAGAAACACAGCUAGAUACACACUCACAGCAUGAAAAUGACUCCAAUACAUACACACAUUUACAACAGCGAAGGGGCCCAUAUGGCCAAGCAACAAACAUAGUCCCAACUAACGUACAGAGGAAGGGAGACAGCAGCAUGUAUGGACAUACUUAUCACAACUUUGCGCAGGCUGGAGACAGGACAAAUAAUUGGUAA
Harpegnathos saltator (Jerdon's jumping ant) is the source of this 594-nucleotide messenger RNA. RefSeq names its product sialidase-like. The record is from RefSeq and is a predicted model, not a curated record. NCBI's taxonomy places the organism in Eukaryota, Metazoa, Arthropoda, Insecta, Hymenoptera, Formicidae. The transcript has a single exon. The coding region runs from base 1 to 594 and encodes 197 amino acids.